Molecule: messenger RNA, 11529 nt
Organism: Oncorhynchus keta (chum salmon)
Lineage: Eukaryota; Metazoa; Chordata; Actinopteri; Salmoniformes; Salmonidae
Product: breast cancer type 1 susceptibility protein homolog
Exons: 21
Coding region: 165-4841 (1558 amino acids)
Biological process (GO): negative regulation of fatty acid biosynthetic process; positive regulation of transcription by RNA polymerase II; double-strand break repair via homologous recombination
Cellular component (GO): plasma membrane; BRCA1-BARD1 complex; BRCA1-A complex
Molecular function (GO): ubiquitin-protein transferase activity; DNA binding; zinc ion binding
Source: RefSeq, a predicted model, not a curated record
GUUGACGGAAAACAGACAGUGGACUGACUAUCUGUGUUAAUAAACUGCGAACACCUGUGUGUAAAGGGAAGAGGAUGCCACAAACGUAGGGUGUAAUCAUUAGUCCAAAUAGAUGCAAAACUUCAGUUCGAUUGGACAAAUUCAGUUGUGCUGCACAUGAGAAAAUGAACACCAUGAUGUCCCCGAAGGCUGAAGAUGUCAGACAGGGGAUCUCUGUCAUCUGUGAGAUCUUGCAGUGUCCAAUAUGUUUGGAAUUGAUGAGCACACCUGUGUCUACUAAGUGUGACCACCAGUUUUGCAAGUUUUGUAUAAUGAAGCUUUUGGACAGCAGUAGGAGAAAGGAGGCCAACUGUCCAGUUUGUAAGACAAAGAUCACAAAAAGGAGUUUGCAGGAGAGCCCUGGGUUCCAGAAAUUGGCCGAGGGAUUGCAGAAUAUGGUCCAGGCCUAUGAACAUGACACCUGCACAAACUACUUCACUGGAAUGUCCCAGGUGAGGAGACAUAUGAGUGUCACAGAGACUGUGCAGAAGAAAAACGGCCAUGAUGUCUCAUCUGAUGACGUGUGGGCUAGUGACCGUGCUGAUGACGAGGAUCAUGAGUUUUCAAUGUCCUGCUCGUCAACUAUAGCAGCCAAGGAUGGCUUUGCAACGCUCAUGGGUCUUGAAGAUUCUUGCCCUGUCAUUUCGGACGAGGGGUUUGACAGCAGCCUAGGUGACAUACCUCCAGCCACUGAAAAGCAUACCGGUGACUCUAAAGCUACCUCCACCACAGAAAAACAGAAGCCAGCAUUAGAGGCAGAAAUACCUGAGGUUGUUGAAAGAGCUCCUUCACGACCUCAAAAGCUUGGAAAAAAGAUAACCACUCAUCCUCAAGAUCCACCAUGCUGUCCUGAAAAGGUCAGAAACCAACCUGUCAGACGAUCCACGAGGAAUAACAAAAGGGAGUCCUUGACCGAAAUGAUUGACCAGAAUCAGAAGAAAAGUCUAGAGAAAGUCUCUGAGUGGCUCAUGAAUAAUUCCUCAACGGAAGUAAACUCUGAGAAGGAGAAAAACACAGAGGGCUCUUAUGACUCAGUUUCUUUGGCAGGAAGUUGUUCCCCCUCCUCACCCUUAGAGGAUAACCUCAUAAAUAAGGACCAGAGUCCAAAGAGAGAAGAGCGUGGCAAAUGUCUUGAGGAGCUAGUAUUUGGGGCUGUUUACAAACGGGAUCGAAGAGGGAACCGCAGUUUUUCACCACAGAAUAUAGUGAUCACAGACCCUCCACCACCCUGUCCAGCUGAGGAACUCCAGAUUCUGAAGAAGAUUGCCAAAAGGAGGAUGAGAAAUAAACUGACACCUGCUGACUUUGUCAAGAGACCAAGAUCUGAGGAGAAUGAAGAGAGUGUUAUGGAUGACCAACCAGAGAUGACAGAACCACAAGAGGAUUCUCCCAAUGAACACCCAAAAGAUACUGAAGAAGAUAAGUUGAUUGACCUGACUGGGGAGCUGAAUUCUAAUAGCUCUGACAAGCAAGGAGAAGAGUUGCCGGAAGGUGACAACAAAGAGAAUGAAGAUGUAGAGGACAGUCCUGUGUUUGAUGUGCCACUACGGGAACCUGGGAGGAAGUCAAAUAAAAAGAUGCACGGUAGGUGGCAGGACGUUGACGGGGAUUUACAAGGGAAAGUAAAGUCGGAGAAUAAUGAGCAAAAAAAGCCUGCCAAGAAAAAAGGGGAAAACAUCAAGGUGGAGAAGAGCAAGGCAACCAAAUCCUUAGUCCUUGUGGGUGUCGGAGAGGGUGGAAGUGACUCUAAGAUGCCUAAGAGCAGACCGUCAGGCCAGACCGAGGUUCAGAUUGAGAGUUACCCUAGCAGUGAGGAUCCAGGAAGCCCAAUCAUGAGGAGAACCAGGAGGAGUCGGAGGCUUCAGCUUUUCACAGAGGAAGUACAAGGGAGUAAGAUCGGCACUGCAACAUCCACAAAGGUUGUCGUUCUUGAUUUAGACUGCAACGAGAUGCAGCAAUCAAAGGAGGCGAAAGCUGACACCGACAGGGAUAAUGUGGCGUGUUUGCAGAACCAAAAUACAGAAAAGGCUGUCAGGAAAAACGGAUGUGUUUUAGAUGAAGAAAUGGGAGGUAUCGAGAGCUUGGACUCUAGCGAGAAAAUAUUGUGUGAAAUGAUUGAGUCACAGAAAGUGAACCAAGUUGAGGAGUCUAUUGUCGAAGUCCCAAGUACAGGAAGUCCUUGUCACGCUGAUGUUGCUUGUUCAGUGACUAUGGUACCAAGUUCAAUUAGUACCCCUGAGGCAAGUGUCUCAUGUGCCGUGCCUGAGAGUGUAAACCAAAGUAAUACGGUUAUCAAACCAUUAGAUGACUUGAGAUCAAAUGUACCACAAGAGACGUCAGCCAGCCAGGCCAAAUGCAUUGAUCUGGAUGAGGAUGUCCGGAAUGACAGUGAGCUGGACACUGAGCAACUGCUGAAGAGCUUCAAAGCCACCAAAAGGAAGUCGUUCCACCUUGGUAGUCCAAAUAUCAAGAGGAGUUCCUUCUGGUCCAACAAGGAGAUUACAACUCUUACAAAGACUCAAGAGAACAAACAUGUUGGCACAGAUAUGGAAGCAGGAAAUGGGCAGGGAUUUUCAAGGACAACGGAGUGUCCCACAGUCCAACAGGAAUUUGAGAAAGGGACAAUAUUCGAAAAUUCUUGCUCUAGUGAUUUGAGCCCACCUUCAAGUUCCCUCAGCAAUAUUUCACAAGAAAAGGCGCAGAGGAAUCGUAAAAGGCUCAGAAAAUCCAUUCUUACCAGACCACCUCAGGAUUUAGUGGAUUCUUUGAACCCUGAUACCAGUGGGAAGACCCAGAAACAGAUUCUGUCCAGGCUUUCUGGCAACAGCUCAAACAGUGCCCUCAGUCCUAACAAAGUCACAAAAAGCCAAAUGGAAUCUUCCCACCAAGCUGUGGGUUCUGGUCUGCUCUUUCCAGCUUUUGGCGCCUCUAAGGAAGAUCUACCAGAUCCGACACCUGUAGCUUCAAAGCAACUUAGAGUCCCUAAAAGUCAGCAGCCAUACAAAGUGGAGGGCAGCAUGAGUAAAAGUCCAACAGAACUGGAGAGUAGCCACAGUGUUGGAUCAGAGACGGCAGUGGAGUUAAACAAAACGUGUUCAGAGAACAUGACUGGAAACAUGGCGAAUACAGAGUCCUCCUUGACUCCAGAUGGCCUCCUUCCAAUUAUCCAAUCAGUAGUUAUCCAAGAGGUGCAGAGGACUAAAAGAUGUGGUGUGGUCAGCUUGCACUCUCCCAUCAAGAGCACCCUAAAGCGGAGGAAGGCUCAGAGACUGGAGUCUUCCUCGGAGUCCAACUGCAGUGGGGAGGAAGAGGAACUGCCUUCCCUUGCGCAAAUUUUCAGACCUUCGACUUGUCCACCAACCGCUGAGGAGGAGGAGGAAUCAGUCACAUUGCUCAAAGACCAUGCCAGGGAACAAGGAAGCUACAGGGAUGCUGGUGAUGCAGCUGAAGAUGGGCAGCGAGCGAGCAGUCCUCCCAUGUGCCCCAGUCCCGAAUGGGUCACCACCAGCCAGGCAUCUGUGGAUCUGUUUGGUACACCAGAAGAAGCUGAAGGAAUGGCAGGUGACACUGGCCUGACACAGGAAUCAUCACAAUUUUCAAGCGAGUGUAUUGCCACUCAGCAAAAGGUUGCGAUGCAGGAGGAGCUGCGGAGGCUGGAGAGAAUGAUGGCGUUGGUGUCUGAAGCGCUCCAGGAGAAGGAGGAGGAGGAGCCCACUGGGGCCAAAGUCUACCCCGGGGCCCCAUAUCCCCCAGUGCUGCUUCAACCAGACAGGUCCACAGUCUCCUCAGGCCUUGAUCUCCAGGUGACCCUGCCGUGUGGCCAGGGCACCAGGAGGAGAUCUGCCAGCAGGGAAGGUGCCCAAAACAUUGGGGGAAAUGCAGCCUCACCUCCCCCUGGUCUUGGAGACUGUGAGGGCCUUGGGCCCACCCCCACCACGCCCUGCCGCACUAAACAUGAGGGACCUGGAGGGACUGGAGCAGGGCGGCUUGGCAGACAGUCAGGACGGAGCCUAAGGAGCAGCAUGAGAGCGAGGCCCAACCAGGUGUCGCCAGUGGUCAGAGUGCACAGCGGGACCAAUGCUCCCUCAGCUGGGCUGGAGGUCCAGGAUACCCCGGUGGUCAUCCAGCCUGCCAACACCCACCCAUCAACACACACUCCACUGCGGGAACCCGCUAGGGUCAAGUUGGUGCUGGUAGUAUCAGGACUCAGUGCACCUGAACAGUCGAUGGUGAAAAAGUUUGCCAAGAGGAUGGGAGGUAGUGUGUGUUCACAAGUGACGUCCGAGACCACCCAUGUCAUCAUGAACACAGAUGGUGAUCUGGUGUGUGAGCGCACGCUCAAGUACUUCCUGGGCAUCGCAGGCAGGAAGUGGGUGGUGAGCGUCCAGUGGAUUUCCGAGUGUUUCAAACAAGGGACAGUCUUAAAUGAGACGUCAUUUGAGGUGCGAGGAGACGUUGUGAACGGACAUGAUCACCAAGGGCCCAUGAGAGCACGGACCACAGGGGACACAAGUCUGCUGAUGAAGGAUUACGAGAUCUGUUUCCAAGGCCCUUUCACCGAUAUGACCACUGGUCAGAUGGAGUGGAUGGUGGAGCUUUGCGGCGCAACAGUGGUUCAAGAGCCUCUUCUCUUCACUGGUGAACUGAAAACUCAUCAGCUAAUAGUGGUACAACCAGGCUCGGACCAAUCACCAAUAAACUACCAAGCCCUCCAGAGGAUAGCCACGGUCAUCACCCGUGGUUGGGUAUUUGAUUCCGUGGCAACCUACACCCUUCAAAGCCUCGACGACUACAGAACGUAACCUUCAGACCUGGUGUCACAUCCAAAUCGCUCCGCUGGCCUGGACCCACUCCACUCAGUUCAUUGGUGUGAUACACAAAUCGUUCCCUGGUCUGGAUCCUGUCACUAGAGGCAGUCCCCGGUGUCACGUCCAAGUGGCUCCCUUGCCACCCUCUUUCUUAAUACAGUGCCUUCAGAAAGUAUUCAUACUCCUUGACUUAUUACACAUUUUGUGUUACAGGCUGAAUUCAAAAUGGUUUAAAUAUUUUUUUCUCUCCCAUCCACACAUGAUACCCUGUUAAUGGCAAAGUGAAAACAUGUUUUAAAAAAUGUUAGCAAAUUUAUUGAAAAUUAAAUGCAUAAUUAUUUAAUUUACAUAAGUAUUCACAACUCUGAGUCAAUACUUUGUAGAUGCACAUUUGGCAGCGAUUACAGCUUUAAGUCUUUCUGGGUAAGUCUGUUCUUUUCUAAAUUCUUUACAAAAUUCUUUAAGUUCUAUCAAGUUGGUCGUUGAUCGUUGCUAAACAUCCAUUUUCAGGUCUUGCCAUCGUUUUUCAAGUAGAUAUAAGUCUAAACUAACUCAGCCACUCAGGAACAUUCGAUGUCUUCUUGGUAAGCAACACCAGUGUAGAUGUGGCCUUGUGAUUUAGGUUAUUGUCCUGAUGAAAGGUGAAUUCAUCUCCCAGUGUCUGGUGAAAAGCAGACAGAACCAGGUUUUUCUCUAGGAUUUUGCCUGUGCUUCACUCCUUUCCCUUUUAUUUUUUUAUCCUGAAAAACUCCCCAGUCCUUAAUGAUUACAAACAUAUCUAUAACAUGACAUAGUCACCACUCUCCUUGAAAAUAUAGAGAAUUGUACUCAGUAUUGCGUUGUAUUGGAUUUGCCCCAAAUACAACACUUUGUUUUCAGGACAAAAAGUGAAUUGCUUUGGCAAUUUUUUUUGCCGUAUUACUUUAGUGGCUUACUGCAAACAGGAUGCAUGUUUUGGAAUAUAUUUUUUUUGUGCAAGCUUUCUCUUCACUCUGUCAAUUAGUUGAGUAUUUUAGAGUAACUACAUUGUUGUUGAUCCAUCCUCAGUUUUCUCCUAUCACAGCCAUUCAACUCUUAACGGUUUUAAAGUCACAAUUGGCCUCAUGAUGUAAUCCAUGAGCGGUUUCCUUCCUCUCCGGCAACUGAGUUAGGAAGAACGCCUGUAUCUUUGUUGUGACUGGGUGUACAGAUACACCACAGCAAUAGGUACCCUUUUGCGAGGCGUUGGAAAACCUCCCUGGUCUUUGUGUUUAAAUCUGUUUGAAAUUCACUGCCCGACUGAGAGACCUUACAGAUAAUUGUGUGGGGCACAGAGAUGAGGCAGUCAUGAAAAAGAUCAUGCUAAACACUAUUGCACACUGAGUGAACCCAUGCAACUUAUUCUGGGAACUUAUUUAGCCUUGUCCUAACAAUACUUAUUGACUCUAGACAUUUCUGCUUUAAAUGUGUAAUUAAUUUGUCAAAUGUAUGGGGUAUUGUGUGUAAGCCAGUGACAUCUCAAUUUAAUCCAUUUUAAAUUCAGGCUGUGACACAAAAACAAAAAAAUGGAAAAAGUUGAGAGAUGUGAAUACUUUCUGAAGCCACCGUAUGCCUAAGAGACAAUCCAUGAUCAACCAGUUCAAAAGAUUAUGGCACUUUACCCCAUCCCCUGGGGUUGACUUGUUUUUGUCACCAUGACUACAUGACUUCCUUUAAAAUAGUUGUUAUGCAGUCGCUUUGUGUUAUAACUCAACUCUGUGUGAUGUACAUAAAUGUAAUGUUCUCUUACUUAAAACAACUCGCAUGGAAACAAAUUAUAUAUUUUUGUACCCUGUGAGAAUGAGAAACCAAUGACCUGAAGAGAGCCAGAGGCUGGUGUUUUGUUUUAUAUGCACGCAUACAUGCGCACAUGUUCGUACAAACACACACGUGUAUAUAUUAACACACACACAGGGAAAGCUAACAGGAGUCUUUAAUAGGGUGGUGCAACAUUGGCGUCUUUUGCCUCCGUUCUCCCUCCCUCUCUUUCCUCCGAAAAGCCUGACAUACCCUGAAAACAACAAAGAAAAAGGGGGCGCUUGUGGGGCUCACAGGCCUGUUACGAAAUGUUCUCCAGUAUUUGACUUUAUACACUAACUGUGCUUCAGGCCAGAGCAUCUCUCAGUGAAUCAGUAGCAUAUUGCAAGAGGGGUCCAAGCACAAAACUGUUCUAUGGGGUAGUAAAAAAUACCUUUGUUUGAGGCCCGGGAGCUCCAACUGGCUUAAAACCUUUUAUCAGACACACUUGUUGUUUUGCGCCAGCGUCAUCUGAGUGUUUUCUUUUCAGAAAAACCUAUUAGUAUUUAUUUACCUUGACUUCCCGGUACGCUGUUCUCUUCUCUCAAGGUCUCAUGCAUUUUAAUGUUGAAGAAGCUUUUUACCCCUGGUUCAUUAAAGCCCACUAUGUGUAUCCUACAAGGCUUUCAGACCCCUGUUCACUAGAUAUCCCAAACAAGACCAGCGCGGAGAGAGGGGGCGUGGGGGGAGCAGGAAUAUGCUCUGCCAGUAGCAAACGUUCUACUGAAUUAUUGAACAGGCGACAAUUGGGAAUAGAAAGGAAGAUAGCGAGGGUAGAGAUUGAGAGGAGUGGAGAGGACCACAAGCACAUUAAGGGGGCCAAGGAUGGCCCUCGUCCAUAAAUUGAGAGCCUGUUGCAAUUCUGUGACUGUAAGUAACCCACCGUGACUAGGCUAGCCUGACAUGGUUUGAGACCUGAAGACUUGAGUUAGUUCCCCCGAGCUGAUGCUUAGGUUUAGCUCAACAGGCUAACACAGUCUUGUGGCGUGCAGGUUAUCCGUGUUGCAUACCUGGUUGGUCACAUAAGCCUGGGAGGUUGUUCCUGAUGGACAAAGUUGGUGGUGUCCAAAAUAUUGUGCUAUGAAGGACUUUGUAGCACAAUAGCACGGUUAGCGGCAUGUGGUAAAGUUGCAAUGUAAAAACCCUAGGGGGACUGUUCCAUCCAAACUCAUUUGUAUGCACCCAGGGUAUUAAAUACCAAAAUAGCAUUCCACAUGUGCUGCGGACAAUUUAAUCGAUAAUGAGAAUGUUUAAAAAAAUAAAAAUAUUUAGAUUUUUUAACUCAACACAUUUGUGUACUAACCUCAAUGGUAGCUGGAAGGGACUAAUUGUUAUCUGAUUUUAGCUGUCACACUAAGUUCACCCUCCUAUAGAAUGGAUAGAAAUAAUGAAUUUGACUUAAACAUUUUUAUUUAUUUUUUUUCACUCAAGGCGCCAUAUGCUAUGGAUGCAUCAGGUCAAUGAGAAUCCUAAUAGUUGGUAUCCAUGCAUAGGAACAAAGGACAGUUGUGUGGCGUGUUGUAAUGGAGCGCCGUUCCUGCUGUGAGAGACAGAAGGCCUCAUGUCUGUCUUGAAUCUAAUUGGACCCCAAAGGGUGACAGUAUCUCUUAACGAUCAUAUAUGGAGAAAGCACCGUCUAAAUAAUGUAUUGAAACCAGACAAAUGUAUGCAAGACAAAAACAUUGAUAUGCUUAAUGCUCUACCAUAUGUUUGGCAAUGUUUUAUAUGUGUGUUAGUCUGCUAUCACAAGAUUCAGCGAGAGCAUAUGACAGAGGGACCAAGAUGGAAAGUUAGUCCUGAUUCCCAGUUAUAAGCUUAUAAUAAUAUACCUAUAUAGGGUUGUACUUUUAUGGUAGACCGCACUGAAGGAAGAGUGACGCCUCAAGGACGUCUCUCCCCUCUUCGCGGAGCCCUACCCUGUAGACCGCAGCCUACUCCAGGUAGAAGUUGGGUUAUAAAUAUCGACAGAGACUUUGCCUGAGCUGCUGGAAGUGUUUCGCCUGCCGCUGGUUUAUUGAUUGGCGGUGCCCACAGGGCCUGCUAUACUACUUUAUCGUCUGCUGUUUUAUACAUUAUCGCCUGCUGAGGGAAUCUGGAAAGGUUUUCAUCAAGAAGUCGUAAAUUAGACUGGGUGAUAUUACGCAUGUAUGCACACUCAUGCAUUGUUUUAAAUGGAGUCUUCUGCACAUAUACACUAUAUAUACAAAAGUAUGUGGACAUCCCUUCAAAUGAGUGGAUUGUGCUAUUUCAGUCACACCCGUUGCUGACAGGUGUAUAAAAUUGAGCAUACAGCCAUGCAAUCUCCAUAGGCAAACGUUGGCAGACUGUCCUUACUGGGGCCUCCCGGGUGGCGGAGCGGUCUAAGGCACCGAGCAACAACGGCUCAGCUGCAAAGUGGUAGACCACACAAGCUCACAGGAUGUGCAGCAAUGUGCUGAAGCACCGAAACGUAAUAGUCUCCUCGGUUGCAACACUCACUACCGAGUUCCAAACUGCCUCUGGAGGCAACGUCGGCACAUGAACUGUUAGUUGGGAGCUUCAUGAAAUGAAUUUCCAUGGCCGAGCAGCCGCACACAAGCCUAAGAUCACUGCGUAAUGCCAAGCGUCUGGUGUAAAACUCGACACCAUUGGACUCUGGAACAGUGGAAAUGCGUUCUCUGGAGUGAUCAAUCACACUUCACUAUCUGGCAGUCCAACGGUGGUCUGGGGCCGUUUUUCAUUGUUCGGGCCAGGCCCCUUAGUUCCAGUGAAGGGAAAUCUUAAUGCAACAGCAUACAAUGACAUUCUAGACUAUUCUGUGGUUCCAACUUUGUGGUAACAAUUUUGGGAAGGCCCUCUCCUGUUUCAGCAUGACAAAGCCCCCAUGCACAAAGAGAGGUCCAUACAGAAAUGGUUUGUCGAGAUUGGUGUGGAAGAACUUGAGUGGCCUGCACAAAGCAAGUCCCUGCAGCAGUGUUCCAACAUCGAGUGGAAAGCCUUCCCAGAAGAGUGGAGGCUGUUAUAGCAGCAAAGGGAGGACCAACUCCAUAUUAAUGCCUAUGAUUUUGGAAUGAGUAGCUCGACGUGCAGGUGUCUACAUACUUUUGGCCGUGUAGUAUAUUUGUCUUUGAGCAUUUCAUAUAUAAAUGUAAUGUGUUGAUUUUUAUUGAGUUUUGUUGCGUCACCUUGAAGUCGGUCAACUGUUUUUGGCUAAUGUCUAUAUCGUCUGGUCUGAUACCCGAAGUCCUCGAGUCCAAAUCCUUAGCGUCCGAGUCCUUUACAUUACCGUUCUCCUAGCAGCGGGAUAUUAUGCUUGUAUUUGGUUAGUAGAGACCCUACUGAGUAUUUCCCACCCCACUUUAGCUGAGAAAGGUAUAAAAGUUCUCUACAAGCCAAUAUGUAUCCCAUGUACAGUCUAUUAGUGUAUUGCAUUUGGGACUAUGGAGGGGGCGAAGAACAUAUUGGUGCUGGAAGUUCCAAGUCAUGAAAAUCAAGUUCUAGACUCAAGUUUCCUACUACAAAACUGUCUUAACCCCCCUACUGGAACAGCUGCAAUGUCAUAAUUAUUCAUAAACCUUCAGUUUAAAGAAAGUGCAUGCUUCGGACAUACCAUUGAAGACUAAGAAUAGCUGUCAGAAUUCAGCUGAAAGCACUCUUCUCAAAAAAUCUUGCAUUCAAAACAAACCAAAAUGCCAGUGUCCUCAUUACAACGCUCGAUCUCCAACUUGAACAAGGCGGUUGUUGACUCCAUCGUGGCCGAGAAAUAUAUUUAAAAAUAUUUUUUAAAUAGUCACAAUUCUGACUUGCGGGCCUUUCAAAUGCCAGAUGUGCACUUUGGUGUGAUGGAGCACUGCAUGCUGUUUUCAGCAUUUCCCCCAAAGUCACAGAGAAACCUUGGAGUAUGGAUUCAGCUUAACUGUCUUUGACAAUAGCAUGCAUUUUAUUGAAGACAAGGGGGAAAAAACACUGAAUUAGGCCUCUGUUGCAAUGUUUUACAAUAGUGAUUUUUAAAGGCCAAACAACAAUGGACAUAUUCAAAUGGUUCAAUAGACAAUGGCCUAUGUGCAUAAAGAUGUGGGAAUUGGAAUAUAGUAUGAUGUCAUUGUUUUAGCCAUCUGAAAAAAAUGAACAGAACAGGCUUGGAACCUCUAACCCUGUCAAUUCGACUGGUGUAAUCAUGGGUCCACUCGCAAAUGGCUGCCUGAUUAUUGUGACGCACUCAUUUCCAAGGUGAUGUAGAAUGUUAAUCGAAAUUGUUACCUGAUGUGGUUCAUUCAAUGGACUGUGUUUUUGUAAUGCCUAUUUGAGUUGAAUCAACCAAUCACAGCACAUAUUGAUGUGUACAAGUCCUGCUUUGCUCCUAUGCAAGUAUACCCAAUGGAUGCCAGUGACAUCCAGACAACUUUGAGAAAAAACACUUAUCACAGUUGUCGCGAGAUAGGGAAGCAUAUUAAUGACAUGAGGAAAGUAGAAUAGCAUCUCUCGCCAUUGAAAACAGUCAAUAGACGUCAGCACCACACGAUUAUUCAAAAAAGUAUUAAAAUAACGAGAUGUAUCUACCAAUCCAAAGAGGGGAAAAGGCGGAGCUUGAUAGCCCGCCGUUCCUCUCUGUGGACAAGAAAUCCCAUUUUGGGGGUGGAAACAUAGGUGUCGUCAUUAUAUCCAAAACUCUGUUUUAAAGUAGGGGUUUGAGCGGAUUGUCGGAUACCGGAGCAUUGUUAUAAUAAUCUGUACACUGCAAAUUGACCACGACUGCUCAAAAAUGGAUUUGUUAUUUUCAGAAACAGUCAUGUCUCAAUGUAAUAAAGGUAUGAAAUGAUCACGUUUCUUUUUUAAUUCAUGGGGAUACUUGGAACAGAUUUCUUAAAUUAAACAAAUUUUUAGCUGA